UCUUCUAAGUAACAUGGUACCCGAUUCGCGUUCCAGCCUCGACAAUUUCCCGAUUCAAUUGCCAUAGAUUUCUUUCUGAAAACAUCAGUGCCGAAACAACGCACUACAUUGAGAACAAUAGUGGUGUAUAUAACGCGCUGGGACCUGUUCAUUGUUCUAGAUCGAGUAAUAAAUGCGGACAGUAUCGUUAAAAUAAAAUAACGACGUACUGUAGAGAUUUGGCCAUCUUGGAAAGAUAUGUCGUAUCGGUCGAAACGUCAACAGUAUAGUGUGUACUACUCGAUACAUGUCGCUGGCUUGCUUUAACUACGGCUGACUACACGCCUAAUUAUUCCACGGAAAUAUUAACACGGUGGCGUAUUUGACACGCGAUUAUAAUUGCGACAAAAGUGAAUGAUGAAUCGCACUGACGGAUUAGUACAACGUAGACGUGUGGUUAACAGCAGUAGUAGUAGUGGACUAGGCCAGGAUGGCUCAAACGAUAUUGGUCACAAUGAUAAAUUAUCUGGCCAUACGGAUACAGACUCUUCCAUGCAAAAGGAUCUUAAUUCGAACCCGACUAUCGACGACGAUUCCGACAAAGAAACCAGAUUGACACUUAUGGAGGAGGUUCUCUUACUUGGUUUGAAGGACAAGGAGGGAUACACUUCCUUCUGGAAUGAUUGCAUAAGUUCUGGACUACGUGGUUGUAUUCUGGCAGAACUGGGAUUUCGUGGGCGGGUAGAGUUGGAGAAGGCUGGUAUGCGUAAGAAGGGUUUGUUAGUCAGGAAACUCCUGCUAAAAAAUGAUGCUCCUACCGGGGAUGUAUUAUUAGAUGAAGCUUUGAAACACUUAAAAGAAACCGAUCCACCUGAAACUGUUCCUAGUUGGAUUGAAUAUCUCAGCGGGGAGACGUGGAAUCCUUUAAAAUUAAGAUACCAGUUGAAAAAUGUUAGAGAAAGAUUAGCCAAAAAUCUUGUAGAAAAAGGUGUUUUAACAACUGAGAAACAGAAUUUCUUACUCUUUGAUAUGACAACCCAUCCUCUUACUGACAACCUUGCCAAAAGUCGUCUUGUAAAAAAGAUUCAAGAAGCUGUAUUAAGUCGUUGGGUCAAUGAUGCCGGCCGUAUGGACAGGCGAACCUUAGCGUUAGUUAUCCUAGCUCAUGCAGCUGACGUUUUAGAAAACGCAUUUGCACCAUUGUCUGACGAUGAUUAUGAGGUAGCAAUGCGACGAGUACGGACAUUAUUAGACCUCGACUUUGAAGCGGAAGCUGCUAAACCUAAUGCUAAUCCAGUUCUCUGGGCUGUAUUUGCUGCAUUUACUAAGUAACAGCCUUUUUACAAACUACAAAGUGUAUAAAGCAAAUACUGGGUACUAGCGUGGAUACUUGGGACUACCAAUUUUGCAUGAAUUUUAGUUGCAGUCUAAAAUGGAAUAGUUGCAAUUUGAAACGGAAUAGAUGCAAUCAUUGUUAAAGAUCAUAUGAUUCAGACCAAAUACCUUGAGCUCGACUGUGUAAAGCAGACUUAGAACAUUAGCCAUUUCCAUUAUUGUUAUUUAAUACACUUGAUAGCUGAAUUAUGAAUGUUCAUAUUUAAAUAUUACGAAAAAAAAAAAAAAAGAAAUAACAGGAUUUAAAAGUGUGAAUGAGUACUUCGUGUGUGGGGUAGUGCCAUGUCAGCUCAGAAACAAAAAAGAUUGCACUGUGCUGAAUUUUGUCCCAUAUUUUCUCCAUGUUUAUUGUGUCUGCGCAUGGACUGCAAAUAUGUUUACAGACACAGUAUUUACGUGGCCGACAUUUAAUGUCGAAUUAAGUGCCACAGUUCCGCUAGUUAUCUGAACGAUAAAGUGAUGAAAGUAAUUCUUUGCACAUUUCUGACGACGAGCAAUUUUUACGAUUCCUUUAGGGUCUUCUCUUACGUUAGGUUCACUUCGAAAAAUUUCGUUUCAAAUUUAUAACUUCACUAGGUGGCAGUAAAGUACUCGAAUGUCAAAAAUAUAAUUAUUUGUGAAGGUCAUUCGUAUCACACAUUUAAAACUAUCUUGAUGUAUUGCCAUGAUUUAUAAUUAAACGUUUCGCGGGAACAGUUCAGUGUUGUAUACAAAUUCCGAAGUUGAUAAAUUUUUAAUUAAUUAUAGGGCUGGGUUGAAAUUUCUCAAUCCUUGAAACUCUUGAAACUCUUCAAUUUCGAGAAAUUCAUUCCUGAUUGGUAUGUGCUUAGAUACAUUUUCAGUACAUUUUUGUUACUAACUUGUCAUGUAUAUGUUGCUAUUAUUAACAUUGUACAAUGUGAUAUAUAAGUAGAAAAAAGAAGUGCAAAGUGAAGAUUUCUUAUUAGUGAAUCAGUUUGUGAGAACAACAAAACGGAUGACAUUCAAACGGACUUGGAUAUUUUAGGAAUAUAUGUUGUUACUGUUUUAAUACGAUGGAGAAAUGUAAGUAAAUAUUAAUAAUAUAUAUACCAUCAUCUUACAAAAAUUUUAUGAGUAUGUAUAGGGUGAUCAAGAAAUAUUUCAUUCGUUUGCAACAUUAAUUUAAGAUAUUAUGUACACAAAAAGUUUGUAAUAUCGUCUUCAAUGUUUAUUUAGGUGGCAUUUUUAAGUAUUUAAUUCACAAACAUAAUUUGUGAAGAUACAUUAAUCCUUCUAACAAAAGGUAUAUUACUAUUCUUCAUUGUCAUUUUAAUCAUAUUGAUUUCAAUGUACAGUUUAUAUUAACAAUUUUCAUUCAGAUAAUGGAUGGAAUCACACUACAUACAUACAUACAUCUAUAAAGAUUAGUUUUAGUACGUGGAUUAAAAAGGAUCAAAGAGUUUCAGACCAAUUUUUACCUUUUAUUAUGUAAUAUCAGCUAAAAUUUUAUAUGUAUUUAAAAAUAGUGUCUUUAAUUUAUUUGCUAAAAAAUAACAUGUUACAUUGUUUUUAUGUGAUUAAUAUUUCUUGAAACAUCCUGCAACCAUUGAAUAUUGUAAAGGUACUUUAAUUAACAUAUAAUAAUAUUAAAGAAUUCUAUAGAUAAGUUUGUACAAUAUACAGAAUUAUUUUGUGUUUAAAUAAUUAUGUAUCAUAGGACAGUAAAUUUCUUUUCGUUUAUAUAUAUUUCUUCAAAAUAAUAAACAGCUGAUAAAGAAAUAGGUGUUCUAAAGUCCCUUAAUAUUGCUGCCUUAGUAUUACACGAUUAUAAACAUUUUAUGUUACCACCAAACUUAUCAUAAAAAGGUAUGAGCUAUUGUUAAAUUCCUUAUCAUGCAAAUUAUUAAACAAUAACUAAAAGAGAGCUUGCUGGACAAGCAUGGUUCAUAAGUGAUGAGCACUUUAUUUAACAUUUAUUGUAAUAAUACUAAUAAUUAAAAGUAAUGUUUCUACUGA
Messenger RNA from Osmia bicornis bicornis, 3351 nucleotides. RefSeq names its product Golgi phosphoprotein 3 homolog sauron (gene sau). The transcript has 4 exons. Gene Ontology annotation, molecular function: phosphatidylinositol-4-phosphate binding. Gene Ontology annotation, biological process: Golgi vesicle budding; Golgi organization; retrograde vesicle-mediated transport, Golgi to endoplasmic reticulum. The record is from RefSeq and is a predicted model, not a curated record. Bases 394 to 1311 code for a protein of 305 amino acids. Gene Ontology annotation, cellular component: Golgi cisterna; trans-Golgi network; cytosol. NCBI's taxonomy places the organism in Eukaryota, Metazoa, Arthropoda, Insecta, Hymenoptera, Megachilidae.